Molecule: messenger RNA, 4398 nt
Organism: Chilo suppressalis (striped riceborer)
Lineage: Eukaryota; Metazoa; Arthropoda; Insecta; Lepidoptera; Crambidae
Source: the annotation of a GenBank genome assembly
CUUCACUUUUGUCACCACGUGUGGUGUGAUUUAUUUUCCGAAAAUUGUGUUAUGAAAUAAAAUAAUGGGUAAAUUUAGAUCUAAACUAAAAGGGAAGACAAAGGGUAAACGAUGGCAAAAGGGACAAUCAUCGAAUUCCAACCCGAAGAUACAAAAAUACAGGGAAAUGGCAAAGUCCCGGUUUUUUCAAGAGAAUUUAGGUAAUACUGGAUUAACUCAGCAGGCUGUACAUAAACAUGAUGCUAUUGUUACUUACGGCCACAGCCUUGGCAAGCAAAAGUCAGAAGCUGAGGCUGAGCUGGCUAUUGCCAAAGAUUUUGAGAAUAUGUCUGUGAAAACUGGCGAUGAGGGUUCCGAGAGUGAAUACUCUGCAUACUCUGGAAGUAUGAGGUCAGGCACAUAUAAGACUUUCCAAACAUUUGCCUCAGAUUGGAGUCAGUGUUCAAACAUCAGUUUUAGCAAAUUACUCAACAGAUUUGACUCGAACAAUGCUGUCCAUAAAGAGAUGUUGGCAGUCCUAGCAGCCGUUACCGAAGUAAUUAAAGAGCAAGGGGGUAAGGAGACCACCACUGAGUAUUUUGCUGCACUGAUGGAAACUCUGAAAGCAUCAGAAGGAGAAGAAAAUUUAGUGGCAACAAUAUCCUUACUGUCAAUGGGAAUCAAAUCUGUACCACAGCCAGUGCUACGUAAACAGUUCUCUGACUGUGCCACCGUUUUCAUGGAACUCUUGGAAAAGAACGCUCAGUCGGACAAUGGCACGUUGUUAAGAAGUACCAUUGGUUGCUUGUCAGUGCUUCUGAGGGCUCAGGAAUAUGCUUUAUGGAGUGAAUCAUCAACUAUGAGGGUCUUCGAUUCAGUUUUGGCGUUUGUUUUGCACUCAAAACCAAAGGUGAGAAAAGCUGCUCAACAUGCUGUAACAACAAUUCUUCGAGGCAGCUGCUUCAUGAUACCAUCCGAAGACCAGAGAGUAAAGGUGCCUAAAGUCCACCCCGCGUCCAACCGCGUGGCAGAACACUGCUUGUCACAGAUGAGUGCCGAGGCAUUAUUAUCAGGGCAUCGAACUGUACUCCACACAUUGACUAUGCUGAGAGACGUGCUGCCAGUCUUCAGCAAGGAUUUUAUAAAGAGCGUAUGCGAAGCCAUUCUAUCAUUAAUGGCGCACAACAGCGUGUACAUACAGCGUUGUUGCCUCCAUACUCUGCACGCUAUGUUCGCCUCUUGUAUGGGAGGUAGUGGCAACUUGCCGGCCACUCUGGCGGCACAAGUCAUACGGGCGCUGUCCGCUCGCAGGCCGCGCGCUGAUGAUCAUCAACAAGUGCUGGCGUGGGCUACUGUCCAGCAACAGGGAUAUUGUUGCCUUGCUAGCCUGGAUUUGAACCUGUGCAUCCCCAAUCUGCCGAGUUUCGUGAGCAUCUGCGUCACUGAGCUGUGGUUGUCCGAUGUGGCGGACAUUAAUUCGGCCGCCACAAACGCGCUCAAAGCUGUACUCUUAGACUGCGUGAAACCGGCCAUAGACUCGGAAGAUUAUCCUCGCCAUAAACCGCACGUGGAGGCGAUAUUCAAAGCCAUCGGCUCUGGGCUAGACAACCCCUUCACACAGGCCAUUAAGCAUAUCAUACUCACUAUAGCCGUGUGCUUUGAGAUCGGUAGUGAAAAUGUGAAGGCAUUACUCGCACCGCUACUCAAGAAACUGAACGACCGCCGGGAGAGCAACAACUUUCAUAACAAUAAAGAGGUGGAAUACGCUACGGGUUGCGCGAUCAAAUCCCUAGGCCCCGAGUUCGUAUUAAAGAUAAUACCUUUAAGGGACGAACCGGAAAGCAUAAACUUAGAAAGGAGUUGGCUUCUGCCAGUUUUGAAGGAGAAGAUUGUUAAUUCUCAUUUGAAAUUCUUCGCUACUGAAAUAUUGGAGAUGGCAACAUUCUGCAGGAAGAAAUCUAGGGAGUUGACGGUAGCUAAAGAUAUGCCUGGAUCUCAUACGUAUGAGCUGUUAUGUAAUCAGUUCUGGGCUUUGUUGCCUAGCUUCUGUAAUAGCCCUACAGAUAUCAAAGACAACUUCAAGGCCGUAGCUAGAGUUUUAGGUAACGUCUUGAAAGACAACCCAGAGUUCCGUUUAUCCGUAAUGCAAGCUCUAAGAAAAUUGAUCACUUGUUCCACUGACAAUGAAGAAGAUACCCAAGAACUGGCUAGAUUCGCUAAGAACUAUCUGCCUAUACUUCUGAAUAUUUAUAUGUCCCCUGCUAAGGGGAGUAGUGCUGUAGGACAGAGACUGGCUGCUUUGGAAACAAUACAGGUCUAUCUCACUAUAAGCGACCAGUCGUUAAGGGAAGAACUGUUCAAGAACUCGUUGCAGCAACUUGAAACUUCCAAAGACAACCAUUUCCAGAGAGAAUCCAUCCUAGACAUCAUCAGGUUGCUCGUACUGUAUCAAAGCAGCGAGAACAUAACCAAUCUCUUUGACCAAUGGGUGAUACCUUUGUGCGAGACUGUUCUAGAAAAUCCUAAGCAACUGAAAAAGGCUAGGAAGGAAAAGCAGAAGAGCCAGGCCAUGGAAGAGGAUAAACCGGAAGAUGAUAAACAGGAUACAAAGAAGGAACUUAGGUAUAAAGAAAGAGCUAAGCUACUAGAGAUGGAGCACAAGAAAGCGUACAGGAUAUUAGAGGAACUAUUCAAGAGCGACAGGGACAACUGUAAGGAGUUCCUCGCAGCCAAUCAGAAGAAGAUUAAGAAGUUGCUGAUGACGUCACUGAACAAAGCCGCCGACAGCAGUAAGGCUGCUAGACUUAGGUGCAUAGAGCAUUUAAUAAGAUCAUCGCCUAAUUUGACCGCGGAGAGUAAGUUGCUUCGAGGCGCGAUCGCAGAAUCAGUUGUAUGCACUCGAGACAUCAACUCCAAGUGUCGGCAAUGCGCUUUCAAUGUAAUAACUUGCGUUGGUGAAGUUUUGAAAACACAGAAACUAGGUAUGCAAGGGUUCGUAGAAAUGUUAGUAUCGGGACUAUCGGCGCCGCUGCCUCGUAUAGUGAGUGCGACUCUCCGCGCUUUAGCGUCUGCCAUGUUUAACUUCUCCGAAGACUUGGGGCUGGAAACGGUUCAAGGGUUACUGGAGAAGGUGGCUGAGCAAAUGCUAAGCGGCAACAGGGAGAUUGUAGCCGCUGCGCUGAGUUUUUUAAAGGUAUAUACGAAAGUGUUGCCAACAGAAGUGCUAGCGGGCAGCUUGCCAGUUAUAUUCAACACACUGUCCUCUAUGUCGGAUGAUUGCAAGAGGCAUUCUAGACUAGAAAUAGGCUAUUUUCUCACUAGAAUGUUGAGGAAAUACGGUGCUGACACCAUAGAGAAACUGAUCCCGAGCUCUGACGAGGUGAUGCUGCGGAGACUGAGGAACCUACGGAAGAUGGAAAACAGGAAGAAGAGACUGAAAGAAGGACAGAGAGAACAAUCAGACGAUUCCGACGCGGAUACUUCAAUACGAGGCACAUCCAAGACCCUUGAGGAAAUUCUUCAAGAUUCGGACUCAGAAAUGGAGUAUUUGGACGAUGAAGAGGAUCAAAGACCAAGGGCUAAAGCCAAGAAACCCAAGACCACCAAGAAUCAAGCCUGGAUUCAGGAUGACCCGGAAAAUAUAGUGGAUUUAGCCGAUGUGUCUGCCUCUAGGAAGAUUACCGCUACUGACCCCACGAAGAAGACCAAAGCUUUAGAAAUGCAGCAAAAGAAGAAGGAUGGUGGUUUCAAGACAGCACCUGACGGACGCCUGAUCAUCGCCGAUGACGGUUCUGGUGAUGACGAUGAUGAAGAGCCAAGACCCAGUGGAGAUGUCGACAGCGAUACUGAUGACACUGAUGACGAAGGAGCAAGCAGCAAGCCUUCCAAGCUCCUCAAGCCCGGCAGCAAACGGCGAUACGACGAUAUAUUGAGUAUCAAGAGCGGUAGAACUAACAGAAGUAAAGCUUCCACCGUCACUGUCAAUUCCAAGUACAAGGCCGGAGGGAAAGGCAUUCACAGACCCCUAGGAUCGGCUGCUUCCGUAGCCUCAACAGCAGGCACCGAGUAUCGUUCCAAGAAGUCUAAAGGCGACGUCAAGAAGAAGGGCAAACACGACCCUUAUGCAUAUCUACCACUAUCUAGGAAAAAUCUUAACAAAAGGACAAAAGCAGUCACAUCGAAGCAAUUUAAGGGUAUCGUCAAGUCGAAAACUAAAAUAGGCAACAAAAUGAAAUCUAAGAAGAAAUCUUAAAUAAAAUACUACUGAUCUAGAUGUUAAUAGUUUAUCUAUAAUGCACCCUAUCUCAACGUAAUAAGAGUGAAAUUGUAACCUACUUUCGUAUAUGUGCCUCAUAAGAAACCUGAUAAUUUUGAAAAUAACAACAUAUAGCUAUUUGCAUUUUUAGUGUAAAUACUGGC